Messenger RNA from Alnus glutinosa, 976 nucleotides. RefSeq lists its product as uncharacterized. The record is from RefSeq and is a predicted model, not a curated record. The transcript has 4 exons. Bases 339 to 791 code for a protein of 150 amino acids. Lineage: Eukaryota; Viridiplantae; Streptophyta; Magnoliopsida; Fagales; Betulaceae.
CAUCCAGCUCUAGACCGGCACCGGACCAGCAGACCACCCACCCCCCUUUCUGUUUCCCUCGAAACCCAGGGACCACCCAGCUCGCCUGUGAGACCGGCACCGGACCAGCAGACCACCCAGACCGGCACCGCCGUCAGACCACCGGCACCGGACCAGCAGACCACCCACCCCCCUUUCUGUUUCCCUCGAAACCCAGGGACCACCCAGCUCGCCUGUGAGACCGGCACCGGACCAGCAGAUCACCCAGACCGGCACCGCCGUCAGACCACCGGCACCAGACCAGCAGACCACCCAGACCGGCAUCGGCGUCAGACCACCGGCACCGGACCCAAACCUGCAUGCCUUGUUUGUCUCUGAAAUGGCUAAUGAUUGUUUUUGUUGUUCUUGAACCAAAUAGGCAGGAGAUCAUCUAUUCAAACUACCCUUAUAGUAUUAUAUCUCUUUACAAGUUUCCCAACUGUGCUGUUCAAAAUUAUAAGUGUCCUGAUUGGGUGGCUGAUGGACUACGGGGUAGCAUCUGCAGUGGUAUUCUUUGCCUUCUAAUUGGAGUUUUACUUGUUAUAACAGAGUCAGUUGAUACUUCGAUGGUACCUCCUCUUGACUUAUUUGUCAAUCAAUCACUGGUUGAAACACAAGGCAAUCCUCAAUUGCCUACCACUCCUCUGGACAAAGAAUGUGAAUCAAUGGAGUCUAUAAACUCCAAUAAUGAGGCAACUAAGAAGAACACUCACGAGGUUCUCAAGCCAACUGCAGUACAUUCAACGAGCCCCAAUAAGAUUGUUUUCAUAUAAGUUUACUUAAUUCAGUUCCUAGCUUGUACGCCAUAGCAUCCUAGCACCUGUCAUCAGAAAAUUAUUUGAAUCUUUUUCCAUUUUGUCUUAUAAGUUUACUUAAUUCAGUUCCUAGAUUGUUUUCCAUUUGGUCAUGUAUGACACUAUACUUAAAAAAGUUAUGCAAUAUUAAACACCUGAACAUA